Messenger RNA from Podarcis muralis (Common wall lizard), 2061 nucleotides. NCBI's taxonomy places the organism in Eukaryota, Metazoa, Chordata, Lepidosauria, Squamata, Lacertidae. The record is from RefSeq and is a predicted model, not a curated record.
AUGUUCCCAAAUUUGGAGCUUCAAUAUAAGGCAAUUCUCCAGAUACUGCUGUAUUUCAAGUGGAUAUGGAUUGGAGUAAUUUCUAUAAAUGAUCACAAUGGAGAAAAGUUCUUACAGAAUAUGAUCCCCAGGUUAGCCCAGAGAGGCAUCUGCUUUGAUUUCAUAUAUAGAAUCCCCCAAAUGUUUUUUUCCAGUUUUAUUACUAGUUCAUUGAUCGAGUUAUUUGAAAUGCAUGAAAUUAUUAUGAGGAGCAGUGCGAAUGCAGUCGUCAUUCAAGGUGAAAUUGAGACAAUGAUUAUCCUGAAGUUAGUCUCAGUCUCUAUGGUUUUAAAAUAUGAGCUCCUCGCAACAAAGAGAAAUGGUAAAGUUUGGAUUAUGACAGCCCAGAUGGAGUUCACUUCCUUUCCUUCUCAAAGAGAUUGGGACAUAGACUUCCUACAUGGUGCUAUAUCCUUUGCUGUCCACUCCAGUGAGGUGUUAGGAUUUCAGAAAUUUCUUAUGUUAAGAAACCCUACUUCAGAGAAAGAAGAUGGCUUCCUUAGGGUUUUCUGGGAGCAGGCAUUUGGGUGUCAGUUCCCCAACUCUAUGGUAGAUCUACAGGAUGAAGGCAUCUGCAGUGGAGAAGAGAAGCUGGAGACUCUGCCGGCCUCUGUUUUUGAAAUGAGCAUGACUGGUCACAGCUACAGUGUCUACACAGCUGCCUUUGCAGUAGCACAUGCACUGCAGGCCAUGCAUUCAUCUAGAUACAAAGGCAGAGUGACAGUGGAUGAAGGAGUAAAACUUCAGAAUCCAGAGUUAUGGAAGCUUAACCUCUUUCUUAAGAGGAUCAUAUUUAAUAAUAGUGCUGGGGAAAAGGUUUCCUUUAAUGAAAAUGGGGAGAUAGAGACUGGAUUUGAUAUUAUAAACUGGGUCACAUUUCCAAAUCAGUCCUUUCAGAGAGUCAAAGUUGGAAAGAUAGACUCCAUGGCUCCCCAAGAAGAAGCGUUUAGCAUUUGGGAAGAAGCCAUUGUGUGGCCCAGAAGCUUUAACCAGGUGCAGCCCCGUUCUGUUUGUAAUGAUAAAUGCCCAUUGGGUUACCAUAAAGCAAAGAAGGAAGGGGGGCCAUUUUGUUGCUAUGACUGCAUUCAAUGUCCUGAAGGGAGGUUUUCCAACCAGAUGGACAUGGAUGAAUGCCUUCAGUGCCCACAAGAUCAAUACCCAAACAUGGAACGGGAUUCAUGCAUGCCAAAGGACAUCAGUUUCUUGUCUUAUGUAGAACCUUUGGGGAUAGCUUUGGCAGUUCUUGCUCUUUCUCUUUCUUUGAUCACAGCUUUGGUGCUUUGGGUCUUCAUUAAGCACCGAGACACUCCCAUAGUCAAAGCCAACAACCGGAACCUCUCCUACACUCUCCUCACCUCCCUCUUGUUCUCCUUCCUUUGUGCUUUGCUAUUUAUCGGUCAACCUGAGAAAGUGACGUGUCUCCUUCGGCAAACAGCAUUUGGCAUCAUCUUUUCAGUGGCAGUUUCUUGUGUGUUGGCCAAGACAAUCAUUGUGGUCCUUGCUUUCAGAGUCACCAAACCAGGUUCCAGGAUGAGGAAAUGGGUGGGGAAACAGCAGGCCACCUCCAUUGUUCUUUCCUGCUCCCUGACUCAGGCCGCCCUUUGUUGUGUGUGGCUGGCAACGUCUCCCCCAUUCCCAGAUUUGGAUAUGCACUCUGUGUCUAAAGAAAUUGUUCUGGAAUGUAAUGAAGGGUCAGUCACCAUGUUCUACUGUGUCUUGGGGGUUUUGGCCUUGUUGGCUGUUGUCAGCUUCACAGUGGCCUUCCUAGCCAGGAAGUUACCUGACAGUUUUAAUGAAGCCAAGUUCAUCAGCUUCAGCAUGCUGGUUUUUUGCAGUGUGUGGCUGUCCUUUGUCCCCACUUAUCUGAGCACAAGAGGAAAAUAUAUGGUGGCUGUGGAGAUCUUCUCCAUCUUAGCCUCCAGUGCUGGUGUCCUAGGCUGCAUAUUUUCCCCAAAAUUCUACAUUAUUGUGUUGAGACCUCAACUGAACUGCAAGGAGCAACUAAAAAGAAGAAAGGAUUGA